Messenger RNA from Phoenix dactylifera (date palm), 870 nucleotides. RefSeq lists its product as uncharacterized. NCBI's taxonomy places the organism in Eukaryota, Viridiplantae, Streptophyta, Magnoliopsida, Arecales, Arecaceae. The record is from RefSeq and is a predicted model, not a curated record.
AUGGAGGAUCUUCUCCUCCCAAAGGCCAUCCCCCCUCCCACAAACCAUCCUCCCAUCACGGUCCCCAACUCCGCUAACACCUCCGUCUCACCCUCCACCCUCACCGUCUCUAUCCGUUUUGUUGCUUUCCUCAGCCUCGCCGCCGUCUCCUUGUGGGCAAACUACGAAGCCACCAAAGGCUUCGAGAUCACCAUUCUCAGCGCCGACACGCACACCGUCGCCGGCCGGCGUUUCAACCUCAUGUUCGUCUCCAACGGCCGAGCCGCCCAGCUCGUCCUCAACUCCAGCGACUUCAUCGAGCGACUGCUCUACCCCAGCGAGCUGUACCCCAAGAAGCCCGUCCGCCACGUCACCCUUCAGCUGGCCGACGAAGACCUCGCCGAGGUCGUCGCGGUCAGCCCCGGCCGUGGCUCCCGUGACUUUGUGAUUCAUGUCAGCCCUAGUGUCAUGGCGGAGGCCGACGUAAGGAUGUCGGCGGCCUCGGCGGUGCAACGGGCCGUGGCACAAGUGUGGCUCUGGGACGGGCAGGGCAGGGCCCCUCGAUCGCUCCUGAAUGCCAUGGGGGAGUACCUGACCAUGGCAGCCCGUCUAGUGCACCACUCGAAGCACAAUAAUUUCUCCAUCACACUCAAUAAUUCGCGUUGGGAUGACAGAAACUACUUCGACGAUGCUUGUUUCUUACAGUACUGUGAGGAACGGAGGCGGGGAUUCGUUGCACGCUUGAACCGGGCCAUGAUGGAGGACUGGAACGAGCACAUGGUGGACAGUGCACUAGGCUUGCGAUCUCGAGAGUUGUGCUCGGCCUAUCUCUUGUUGGCACGUCAGCAAGGAGCCCCAUCUGGUUCAGCGACAUCUUUUCCCUUGAUUUAA